UCGGUAUGAAACAUGUGAUUGUGCACCUCAGGGUGAAGAGUCCAUCGAUGUGACAUUUUCUGUCUGUGAAGUUGUUUUGUUAGAUCCACAGACGUCAGACAGCGAGUCACUUUAAUUUCCUCAGUCUAAGUUGCAGGUAUGAGGGUGCUUCACUGGUGCAUGCUGGGAGUGACCAUCCUGCUGGUGGUGUGCGAGGUCACCAUCAGUCAGCUGUGCAAGUCACUCAUCACCCUGGUGGAUGGUUUCCACACGCUCUUCAUCCUCAUGCGCAUGGCUCUUCCUCCUCCAACUGCAAGCAUAAUAAAACCUCCGCUCUCCUCUUUGGACUCUGCGUCUCCUCCACAUGCUUCCUCCUCAUCAGCAGCACUUCCUUCCACCUUGCCUACAGAGUCAUCCAUCGAACCUCUACCUGGCACCCAGACCGCCACUGAUGGGCCAACCAUCCCAGAUCAGCCUCCCACUCCUCAACCUCACCUUGAAGCAGUCUCACUGGUUAACUCUCAUCAACUCUUCUCCCCAAAAACCUCUCCCGCAGCUCUCGACUGCGGUCUGUCCUACACCACCAGCAGGAUUCAGGCUGUGGGGACUUUCAUUUCCGCUCUCGUCCUGGCCUGUCUGUGUCUCUCGCACAUAAUGGAAAUCAUCAGCUUUUCCCUGGAGCCACACCCAGUACAGCGCCCCCUGCUCCUUGUGGUGGUCGGAGCGGUCAGUCUGCUCCAUAAGAUGCUGGUGCUCUGGCUGAACUGGGAUCAGCUGCAGGAUGAGAGGGCCGGCAGGCGGCCUGAGACCAAAACACACCUUGAAGUGAACCACAAAGUGUUGGCUGAAGAGGAAACCAAAGGCCAGGCCGAGUCGGGGCGAGUCCUGGAUGACGUUAGCCGAGUCCAGUCUGCUGUGGACAACUCGCUCCACAAUGGGGCGCUUGUCCUCUGUAACCCGGGAACCUCCAGCGUCCCUGACACUGACCCUCAAACCCCACAACAACAGCCAGAGGUCCACCUGCACGCAGCAGCUCCACAGGACAGCAGGAACUGUGAAGUAGCGAGCGGUGUUGCAGAUUUGAGUCAUUCAGAAGACAUUACAGAGCUUUCUAAAGACAAAACUUGCAUGGGACAUCUUGACAGUCAAAAUGCGUCUAAUACCUCCCCAGUCUGCAAAUCAUCACAUCACAUUGAGAGUCCUGUACCAAGCAGCCAGGGGCCAGUCCGUCCCCUGUUGUUAGUCCCUGUCAUUCAGGGCCUUUGUACCUCUCUUCUGGCUCUGACCAACAACCUGGUGAUGCUGCUGAUCGGCCCACAGUGCCUGCACAGCUCUGGGGCCUGUGGCUUCCUGGUUUACCUGGAUCCUGGUCUCUCCCUGCUGGCUGUGAUUACACUGAUUGCCACAGCUACGCCACAGGUGCACAGGUUUGGACUGCUGCUGCUACAGGCCACACCUCCACACAUUUGUGUGUCUGAUCUUGGACGGAGGAUUGCGAGUGUCCCUGGGGUGCAGGCUGUGCACGACCUCCACGUCUGGCAGUUAACUGAAUCUUUCAUAGUGGCCUCUGUCCAUGUACACUGCCACGCUGGGUUUCCAGCACACAGGUGUGCUGAUCUGAUGUCAGGGGUCACUAAGGUGCUGCAGAGCGUGGGAGUGAGCUGCUGCACCGUUCAGCCAGAGUUUGCUUCCUGCUCUGGGUGCUCUGCAGGCAGUGGGGGUGGUGACGCCUCCCCUGUCGUCCACAGAGAGGACCCCUCCCUGCCUCCUCUCCUGGCCUGCAGCCUCGCCUGUGGAAAGGCCUGCGCUGGGAAUAUGUGCUGCACUCCCCUAGGAGAGGAGCUCAGGAGCCUGCUGGCACCACCAGCUGGGGAAACAAAGGAAGAGCCUCAGACACUGGUCAUCGAGAACACCUUCCUCUGACUGUCAGUUUUAACCAAAGAAUUACGCUGGGGGGGAAAAUUAAUUAUCUGUUAUCCAUGUACCGAUGUAAAGGUAAAGAUAGUGGGGGAAAAUUAACAGAUUUGAAAGUGUAAUCUCUCUCAAAACACCGCCUGUGCAUUAUAUAUGUAAAUGUUCUGUUAGUUUUACGACAUUAACACAGUGCUGCACGAUACAAGAUUUUUACGCAAUAUCGAGUGAAAUUCAGUGAAAAUGGAGGCAUUUUUUUCUUGCGUGGCUUAAUUUGUGCCUGGAACCUCUGUAUUCUCUGUCAUGUAUGUAUUGAAAUAAAACAAAUAAUAUAAAAAGAUAAAA
Molecule: messenger RNA, 2235 nt
Organism: Siniperca chuatsi (mandarin fish)
Lineage: Eukaryota; Metazoa; Chordata; Actinopteri; Centrarchiformes; Sinipercidae
Product: zinc transporter 1
Exons: 6
Coding region: 139-1902 (587 amino acids)
Biological process (GO): detoxification of zinc ion; intracellular zinc ion homeostasis; zinc ion transmembrane transport
Cellular component (GO): endoplasmic reticulum; Golgi apparatus
Molecular function (GO): calcium channel inhibitor activity; zinc ion transmembrane transporter activity
Source: RefSeq, a predicted model, not a curated record